AUGCCAUUUAUCAACCAGUUGGCUGCAUGGCAGGCCGCGCAGGCUGCACGGGGGAGCCAGGCUGCGCAGGUUAACCAGGCGUCACAGGGGAACCAGGCUGCGCAGGGAAGCCAGGCUGCGCAGGGGAACCAGGCCAUGCAGGGGAGCCAGGCUGCGCAGGGAAGCCAGGCUGCACAGGGGAGCCAGGCCGCGCAGGCAUGGUUAUGGGGCCCUGACCCCGGUACCGGCCGCGAAUGGUUGUCCAAGCGGUUCUAG
Aspergillus udagawae is the source of this 255-nucleotide messenger RNA. RefSeq lists its product as uncharacterized. The transcript has a single exon. The record is from RefSeq and is a predicted model, not a curated record. NCBI's taxonomy places the organism in Eukaryota, Fungi, Ascomycota, Eurotiomycetes, Eurotiales, Aspergillaceae. The coding region runs from base 1 to 255 and encodes 84 amino acids.